Oenanthe melanoleuca is the source of this 6895-nucleotide messenger RNA. It is a transcript of the gene EXOSC7, whose product is annotated as exosome component 7. Gene Ontology annotation, biological process: nuclear polyadenylation-dependent mRNA catabolic process; U4 snRNA 3'-end processing; U5 snRNA 3'-end processing. Gene Ontology annotation, cellular component: nuclear exosome (RNase complex); cytoplasmic exosome (RNase complex). The record is from RefSeq and is a predicted model, not a curated record. NCBI's taxonomy places the organism in Eukaryota, Metazoa, Chordata, Aves, Passeriformes, Muscicapidae. The transcript has 8 exons. The coding region runs from base 1836 to 2708 and encodes 290 amino acids.
AACACACAUCAUUUAUUUACCACAGUGAAGUUAAAUAUAUUGCUUUGCCUUUGUUAAAAAAAAAAAUGCAACACAGAAACCUCAACAAGCCCAAGAAACAAGUGGCAUCCUUUUUUGUAUGAUAAGCAUCACUACUUCCUUCUGCUGAAAUUUGAAUGUCCUCAGAAGGCUCUUUAGGGCAAGAGGUUGCCUUCUGCCCUCCCUGGGGAAAAACGAGCCAAACCUCGGCUCCUCCCACUUUUGAAAAACUGCUGUUUGCAUGUGAACAAGAUUUGCUAGCUGAGCCUCUGGACUAUGCAAGACUUUGACUAACAUUAGGGUAUACUCCAAGCUGGGAUGGCAGAAGUGGGAAAAAAAUUAACAAAUCACUGUUUCCUGGCAAUUGUAACUGUUAGCUGCUGUGGGCUAAGCCAUGAGAGUCAGACUGUCAUCUCCCUGUGCUCUCAAUGGAAAUCACAGGGUGCAUCUGUAUUAAUACUCUUUCAGAUCCAGAAUUCACGCACAUUUUCAGGGAGUUCCUGGUUUCUUCUUCUUGUUUGGUGCACACUGUGGAAUGCAAGGAUACAAGUAUUGCACUGCAAGUCAAACGAAGGGUCAGUCUGUGCUAGACAGCAGCACUGGCAGAUGCUAUUUUAGACAGAACAUACAAACCAGAGCUCUUUCAUGCAUGGGCACUGCCUUUGUGUGGCACUCCCCUGGGCCAGCAAGAAGACCUGACCCUGCUCACCUCCCUAGGGUGAGCAAGCAGGACAAGCUACCCAAGCUCCCUGCUCUGCCAGGCUCCACUGCCGGCUCUCCCCACAAAGAAGCAGUAAGCAAUCCCCAUACAACAACCCUAGUGUGCAGAAACGUGGCUCCUUUUAGAUGCAGGAAAGCCAUGGGAAGAGUCCCAGAAUUGCAUCAGCUCUGCUAAUUGAUAAGCAGCCUGCCAAAGGGACCAGACCAAGCUAAAACUUCCAAAACCAUCCAUCACUCUUGAAGUUUGCUCCCACUGCAUCAUGCCACCUGCUCAAGUAGGCACAGCCAGGAAUGCUUUGCACAUUUGACUGAACAAGGAGUUGUGGAAAGCUGGAUAAACUGUGGCAGUGUGCAGUGCAAUCCUUGGGAGCCAUGGAUCAUUUUUAGCCAAGCAAGCAUCAGAGUGAAGCCAAGAUAGCAUCUUUUAAAAUACUCUGAAAAUUACACACACGAGCUGUGCAAAAGGCGUGCAAACUUACAUUAAUGACUGUUAUGCAACUUUCAAUUAAGGCUGUCAAAAAAACCCCAACCCUUAAUUAUUGUUUUAAUACGUAGUGAGAGUUUUUAAUCACAUUUCCCACGCCACUUUCCCAGCGGUAUCUGGCACAGGACCAAGAGAAUCUCCUAAGGAAAGCAUUUGGUUUCUUCCCUGCUCCCGCACUAGACUUCCCCGCGCACCGCACCUCGCUUGGACCUUUCUGCGGUUAAAAACUCCAGAAGGACAAUGAGGAAACGCAGAGGACUAUGACUAGUCGAUCUAUUUCUGAGCUAUUCUAUUUCCGGGACAUUUCCACAGCCUCCUGCGGGAGCUUUGGUUUAACCGCGAGGGUCAGCUUCUUGGACGGGACGUUUUCCGGGAUGCGGGGUGCCCAGCGGGUACCGCGUCCACAGCGCCGCGCCUACUCCACUGUGGAUUUCCGGCUGCAACCCCCACUUUCCCAUCAGGCAAGGGGAGCCCCCGCUGUGAGGUGCCGGUGCCAGCCGGGCGGGCGUGAGAGCAGCGCUGGACAGCCGGCAGCUUCCCGGCGGAGGGAAGGCGGGCAGGAAGGCGGGCAGGAAGCGGGGCACUGCGCAGCUGCGGGCGGGAGGCGGCGGGAAUGGCGGCCGUGGUGCUGAGCGAGGCGGAGAAGCUCUACAUCGUGCACGGCGUCCAGGAAGACCUUCGUGUAGAUGGUCGAGGUUGUGAAGACUACAGAUGUGCAGAAGUAGAAACAGAUGUUGUAUCAAACACAAGUGGAUCUGCAAGAGUAAAGCUGGGAGAAACUGAUAUCUUGGUAGGCAUAAAAGCUGAAAUGGGGACACCGAAGUUGGAGAAACCAGAUGAAGGUUACCUGGAAUUUUUUGUUGACUGUUCUUCAAAUUCUCCUGAGUUGGAAGGCCGGGGAGGAGAAGAACUUGGCACAGAUAUAGCAAAUACACUGUACAGAGUAUUCAGCUGUGAGAACACUGUAGACUUGAAAUCCCUUUGUAUUAAUCCCAAAGAGCACUGCUGGGUUCUCUAUGUGGAUGUAUUGUUACUGGAAUGUGGUGGGAACAUCUUCGAUGCAAUCUCUAUCGCAGUGAAGGCAGCUCUCUUUAACACAAGAAUACCCAAAGUGCGUGUUCUGGAGGAUGAAGAAGGCACCAAAGAGAUUGAGCUGUCCGAUGAUCCUUAUGACUGUAUUCGACUUAAUGUAGAUGAGGUGCCCUGUAUUGUCACACUAAGCAAAAUUGGAUACAGGCACGUGGUGGAUGCUACCCUUCAAGAAGAAUCCUGUUCUUUGGCAAGCCUGCUUAUUUCAGUGACCAGUAAAGGUGCCAUCACUUCUAUGAAGAAGGUGGGGAAAGGUAGCCUGGAUCCUGAGAGUAUUUUUGAAAUGAUGGAGACAGGACAGAGAGUAGGCAAGUCACUUCACAUAGCCCUUCAGAAGAUUUUGGAUGAAGAAGAGAGUUUGGGGACUUCACGACCAAAAGUUGGAUUUCUAGGAUGAGUUUUUAUUAAAUGUUCAAAACUGGUUUUAAUUGAUUGUGCAAUCUUGUCAGUUUGUAUAUAAAGAAAAAAUUAUUUUUUUGUCCAGUAGAGUCAUCUUCAUGGCUAAGAGACUUUUAAAAUAUUAAUAAGCAUAAAGAAAGCUACAGUUAAAGGCAAAUAAGCAAAUUUGAGGUGCUUUCUGUAUGGGUAGCUGCUGGCACACAGGGAGUGCACCAGCAGCAAUUGGUUCUGUUUUCUGGGAAGUGCUUGAGUCUGUUUUCCAGAGUGACUGGUGUACUUUCCACUUCAUUCUGUUUGCAUGUGUUUCACUUCUGUAAACCAGCUGCUGUGUUCUAGAAUGCCUUCCCAGUGCAGCACAAAUGAGAGCAGCAGUAGGUGGAAAUCUUCCUUCAAAUUACCUUACUAUUCUUUGAAUAAAAUGUGGUUAGAUUUUACUAUAAAUACAACGUGGUCCUCAGUUCCCAAUUCAUAUUUUAAACCAAGAUUUGUCUACAACUGCCUCACAAGGGGGGGCAGGGGGGCAGGCACUCUUUGGUGACCAGUGACAGGACUCAAGGGUACAGCCUGAAGCUGUGUCAGGGAAGGUUUAGGUUGGAUAUCAGGAAGAGGUUCCUCACCCAGAGGAUGGUUGGGCACUGGAACACACUCUCCCAGGAAGUGCUCACAGUACCAAGCAUGACAGAGUUCAAGAAGUGUUUGGACAGUGCUGUCAGGCACGUGGUGUGACUCUUGGUGUGUCCUGUACAGGAGCUGGACUUUGAUGAUCCUAGUGAGUUCCUUCCAGCUCAGAAUAUGCUAUGACUUCCUUGUUUCCUAGAGCUCUACCUAUCCCUUUUGCCAACAGGUGCAAUAGUAAGCCACCCAAAACAACAUACUGUGGCUAAGGAGUAGGGACAUGACCAAGGUGAAUGGGAAACUAAGUUGAUCUUUAAAAGUUUGAUAUUUCAGCUGGAAAAGCAUAGUGGCUGUCAAUAAUGAUCCUUCAUAGGGAAAAGCAAUGGAUUACAGAUAAGACAUGGAUACAAGUUGCAUCACCAGAUGUUGAAAGCAGUGGAUUCCCUCCAUACCUCAAUUGGAUGGCCUAGCAGCGAGUAAGAGAUGUUUGUUUGGCAUGAUAGGAAGAGACAACAGAUGGGAAGAAUCAAAGAAGAAAUUGAUUUUUAAGAAGCUGAUAUUUAAUCUGCAAGUGUUAAGGAAUGUUUUGAACAAACUUUAUGUCAGAAAUUACUACAUUAAUCCAGAGUUAUUUAGCUCUUACUCAAGCAACAUUUUCUCAGUUUUCUGUUUCAAUUUUAUAAUACCAGAUUAAGAAUAUUCACUUGACUGUAACAUGUUUGUUGGGGAGAAAGGACGGAAGGGUUUUGCUGAAGGAAAGCCGUAGAUACAGGACAGAACAUAUUAUAGCUCAAACUAAUAAUCAUGAUCACAUUAAAAUAUAUGGAGUACUAAAAAUUCCCAGAUCUCUUCAGUCCUUUUGCUAGAGCUCAUACACAUAGUUACUCAAGGUGACUGAAACAGUACUUGUAUUUUAGAUAUGUGUAACCAUUGCUAUAACAAGCAGUAUAACAAGCAGAUGGGUUAUUAAAAAAAAAAUGUUGUCCCCCAAAAUUUGCCCAAGGUUUGUAUUUUGAAGGGUUUCGAUUUUUUUCAGUGCCUCAAGUAAUGGUUUAGAUAGGUUGUAAAGGUGCUACACAGUAGCAGAGCCAAGAAGUGACAAUGAGUGUACAUAUUAUCUUUUAUCACUUCAGCAAGAGUUGCUCUCUGUGAGGCAAAUACUAAUCUGACAUCAGCUUUACAGUAGCUGUGAUCCACUCCUUGCCAUGCAAAGCUGCUUGUAAAACUGUAGAAAGAAAAAAACUGAAGAGCGAAAAAACCUUUAAAGUACCUUAGACUUAUCACAGGCAGUUUUUUUGAUCAUGUAUUGUUCAGUGUUUCAGAAAAUGGUUAAUGUAAAUGAGACUGCAAGUCUUGAACCUCAGCCAUUCUCUGAAUGUUUUAUUGCACAUUUGUGGUUGGAGACCGAAAAGCUGCUCUGAGUUAUACUCGGGGUAGUGUAAUUCUACACAGCUUUCCAGCUGAAGGAUGUCCAAGCAUUUUGUAAGUUACAUCCCUUAAGAUGCUUCUUGUCCUCUCUCCAGAUCCUUUUAAUUUUAAAUAUAUUUUUAUGAGAGCUGGAGGUGGUGGUGGGAAAAGAAACAUCACUGUGUUUCAAGUGUGUGAACUGAUGCCUCUGUAGAGAGGAGUACAUGUGCACUUCCUCCCCUGUUUUUAAUAAGGGUUGCAAAUAUUUAGCCCUCUGAGAUCCAGGCUGUGUGCUAAAGAGAGAGACUUGGUGCCAAGCACUUCCUCAGAGCAGCACUGCAAAUUAACAUGGUGCCUUCCCUACACGUGUGACCUCCCCCUGUACCUGGGUAUGCAAGCACAGAGUAAAUUGGGAGUCUCAAGGGGUCCUGUUCCUUCUGUGUCACUGCUUCCCAUCUGUUGGCAUGGAAAAGCAAUGGUGUAGAGAGUGACCCCAGUUCAGAUGGGGUCUGCUUCAACCCCUGAGAUAUAAAUAAUGAGCUCAGCCAAAAGUAUUACAGAGCUGCUAGUUGCUCUCAGCUGCCCCUAGAGGCUUCCUGCUACCAGCUCAUGUCCCAGAUGUAUAAACAAAGCUCUGACAGGGGUAAAAGGUCCUACAGCUCUCCCAGUUGAUAUGGUAUCUGCCAAGAAAUCUGAGAGACUGUGGUUCUCAGGCAUGCUGAGGGCUAAUUUCUAUUUUCUUAGCUCCCUUUAACCCCUCCCUUCUAUUCCAAAUAAAAAUAGCAGAAUUGUAAUAGUCUUCAACUGAGAAUGCCCCUGUUCCCAUCUGGGCUGGUGGAAAGUUCCAUGUGUUGCUGUGCAGAUACUGCCACGUUUUCAUUGACUCGAGUCCAGUAGAACUAAGAGGAAACAUCUGUGGAGUGGGAUAGCUCUCUGUUUGUCCCAGAAAUUAAUUGCUUCUGCUGGGAGUGUUGAGAGGCUGAAAGCUGUGCACUAGAGAUGAGGAGUCUAGUAACUUCUGCUAGGCCUCUACUCAUAUUGCCUAAAAAGCACACACCCGCAAUUUACCUGUUUCACAGGGACAGCAUUCCCCUCAAAGCAGAAGAGGCUGUAGGUCAGUGGACCUGACUGAUCUAGCAAGCCCAGGAAUCCCAUCAACAUACGUUUUGCAACUACAAUUCGACACUGUAAUUGUGUAGUUUGGAGAGAAGAGGGAAGCUCAUUCUGCCCUAUGGAGGCAGUGGGGAGGAGCAUGGCUGUGCCACCUGUAGUCAGGCUUUAAAUGAAGCCUUUCUUCAGCACACCUGCUGUAAAGACAAAUCAGUGUGAGCCAGAGCUUGCUCACUCUCCUGUGAGAAUGGAGUGUGCAAGCCUGUCUUCAAGGGAUUUGGCACCUACCCAAUAGGGUGUUCCUGCAUUUGCUUUGUAAACAGCAAUUAGCUGAGGUUUACCCACUCCUGCUAGGACUGCCUCCAGCUUUCCUUUUGAACUGCAGCAGACACCACUGCCCUUCUCAGCAGCGGGAUGUUCUCCAGCCCUGCUGUGGCACUGGUUUAUUUUGCCUAAGUGGCCACUGGCACCGAGAGAGUGGAAGAAGCAAAGCUGUGACUGGUGAGACCUGAGCACUCCAGUCCUUACCCCAAUGACUUGUUCUCUCCAUUCCUUUAACAUUCUGGAGAAAAAUGCAAGAGCAGGUCUGCAACUGGUACUGAAUCUCUUCAGGCAUCAGCCUCUGUGUGAUUUCUCACUGCUCCCCAACUCUCUUGUCUCCUAGUGCACUCCCGCCUGAUUGCACUCCCUGCCUAUGCAGGGCACCUUUUCCUUCUAUGGCAAAAUGUGGCUGCUCCUGUUAAGUGUGCCUCAGAGAGGCUUCUUUUCCUUUGUCAAAGUCCCAGACUCACAGUGAUAGUGCUCAGCCACAGCAGGGCACUUUGGUACAUCUCCCCACAGAGAAACUGCAGUGCCUUGGGUUUUCCUUGGAUCUGCAUUUUUAGCUAUUUUCUUGGAGCUGCAUCUCUAGCUAUCCAGGAACAAAGAUAUUUUGGCUGUUGCUGCUAAACAUCAUUAGAAUCUCAAGCAUGCUGCUAAUGACUCCCUGGUGAUGGUUUAAACCUCCAUUUUAUUGUCUGGAACACUUUUAAUAAAGCUGUGGUUAUCUCUUGA